Poecilia latipinna (sailfin molly) is the source of this 4254-nucleotide messenger RNA. RefSeq names its product coiled-coil domain containing 171 (gene ccdc171). Lineage: Eukaryota; Metazoa; Chordata; Actinopteri; Cyprinodontiformes; Poeciliidae. The record is from RefSeq and is a predicted model, not a curated record.
AGGACGCCAAAGAUGGCAAGGAAAAGAAUUGGGUUGGAGACAUGCAGCCGAGACCAGAGGAUCGGAAGACCUCAAGGAGGCCUGUCGUCUUGAGCUCCUCGGGUCAAAGAGAGGAGCAGGUGGAAGGCGAGGGAGGAAGAGGAGAAGAUGAAGAAGGAGUGAUGAAGAGGAGUGUAAAGGGGAGGAGGGCGUCUUCAGAGGGGAGGGAGAUGAGCCAGGAGUCCAGAGAGCUGAGAUGGAGGGUCAACCAGCUGGAGAAGGAGAAUCUGAAGCUUUCGGUGCGCCACAACCAGGAGGUGUGUUUCCUGCAGGCGGAGGUGGCCCGUUUUCGCUCCUUAUUGGAGCGUAGCGAGGCUCAUCGGACGAAGCUGCAGUUCCAGCUCGCUGCCAGCCACAGAGAGAGCAACCGGGUCGCCGAGCUCGACCGGGACAGAACCGCUCUGAAAGAGAAAUCAGCAGAGCUGCAGCAGAUCAUCGCAGAACUGCGGAAAACUCUGCAGCUUAGUCAGCAGGCCAGGCAGAACGACCAGCAGGCGCUGCAGCAGGAGGUGGAGGAGAGAGACCAGCUGAUCCAGAACUUCAGCUCCGAAAACCAGCGGCUGCACCAGCUGCUGCAGGACCAGCAGGCGGCUCUGGAGGCAUCUGAGAGGAAAAUGGCCGACCUGCUGCGGGAGAGACAGAAGGAGGCGGAGGAAAGCAGACGGCUAGCCGAAGAGCUGAAGACGCUGGAGGAGAGGAGCGGCAGGGAGAAGGAGAUCGCAGAUGAGAAGGUGAAGCGUCUGGAGGCGGAGAAAACGGCUCACCUGGAGUCCAGGAGCAACCUGGAGCUGCGGGUUCGGGACCUGGAGGCAGCGGUGGCAGUGGAGCAGUCCGGCCAGAAGGAGGCGCAGUGCAACCUGGAGCUGCUGCAUACGCACUUCAGAGAGCUGGAGAGAGCUUACAGCCUGGAGAGGGAGAGGAGGAGUCACACUGAGCACGCUCUGGAGCGCCUGCAGACAGAGUUCAAUCACUGCCAGACUGAGAUGGCUGUUGCCUUGGAAACCGAGAGGAAGGCAACCUCUGACCUCUCAAAAAAGCUUGAGGAGGAGAAGAGUCAACUUGGCAAAACGCAGUCGUUGCUGCAGCAGGCAGCAGCGCAGCAUUCUGAAGCAGAGGACGCCUUCCACAACUUCCUGCAGCAGAUCAUCGCCCUGCUCGGCACCAUGGCUCAAAACCUAGCACAACCCGCAAAGCAUGAUGGGAAACCGAGUCCUGCUGAGGUCCUGCAGCUGCUGGCGGUCACUCUGAGCACCAAGCAGCACAGACUGGAGGAAACCAACCUCCAGGUCCAGGACCUGCUGGCGGCGACCCAGAAGCUCCACGAGGAGAACCAGCUGCUCCAGCAGCUGACCUCAGACCAGCAGAAACAAAUUGAUGAUUCGCAGCAGAUGCUGGGCCAGCUGCAGGACGAGGCCUCUGAUUGGACGAUACAGAACACGGCGCUGCAGGAGGAGCUGCAGACAGUGAAGGAACAGAGCAGAAAGGAGAUCCAGGAGCUGAGAGAGGAGUUCAGCAAGGAGUCAGCGGUCCGCCUGGCCUUCCUGCACCGCCUGAACCAGCGCCUGCUGACCGGCUGCGUCCUCAUCCAGCCGCCCCACAGAAUUCUGGGAGACUUCACCUGGAGGGAGCUGUGUGAUGUCAUCAGUGAGCAGGUGGAUCAGAUGACCUCUGACCUGCAUCAGGCCAAGGACAAGAUCGCUCACCUGCAGAGUGUGUGUGACAAGAAGAGUGUGUGUGUGCGCGAGCUGAAGCGCAGCCAGGGGUGUGUGUUGUCUAGCCUGCAGGAAAACAUGAAGAGGAGAGAGGAGACCUGGAACCAGCAGCACACACACACCGUCAACCAGCUGCAGAACCAGCUGCAGAUGUGUCGCUCUCAGUGCAACGCCCACAGGGACCGCGUCUCCUCGCUGACCUCUGACCUCUCCCGGAGCCGGCGCGAGUCGUCGUCCCUGUUGGCGGCCUGCGCCCUGCUGGCGGGCGCCCUGCGGCACGCCCACCGCUGCCUGCGCUCCCUGUCCGAGCAGAAGGCGGUCCUGGGCCGGCGGCUGGCCGAGCGGGAGCGGCUGGAGCUGGAGGUCCGGAAGCUGGCCGACGCGCUGGGCGGCGAGCGGACGGAGGAGGAGGAAGAGGAGGAGCGAGGAAGGAGGGCGAGGAGGAGGUGGAGGAGCGGCGCGGGCGCCGUGAUGGCCGUGAACCGGUGGACGGCUCUGAGGAAGGAGACCGAGGUGGUGCUGCGGCUGGAGAGGAGCGGCGGCAGCGUCUGCGUGUGCGGAGCGCCGCGUACGGCAGCCCUGAAGGGAGCUGAAGUUCCUGCAGGGGUUUUUUCUCGCUGGCUUCGCUCUAAAAGCCUCUCCGCCAUCAUCCUGUCCUCCAUGGCCGACCUGCAGGGGGCGCUGGCUGACUCAGACUCCUCUUCCGCUCAUGUCAUGGCCGCCGCUCGCUCCGGGUUCUCCCGCCUCCUGGACCAGCUGCUGGACCAAUCAGCUCUCAGCGUUUGCUCUGGUUCGGCUGAGCGGAUCGCAGAGCGCUCCUCCCUGAAGACGCUGGUCUCCGGCCUCCAGCAGCACUUCCUGCUCUUCAGCCAACGGCUGCACUCCGCCGAGGUGGAGAGGCGGAGCCUGCGGCUGGAGGUGUCCAACCUGAAGAAAGAGCUGCAGCAGGAGCGGGCGGAGCUGGUUCUGAUGGUUCCGACGGAGCGAUUCCAGACGGCCUGCGAGGAGCUGAGGCUCUCUCUGAACAGAGAGCAGGAGGCGCAGGAUCUGAUCCGGGAGCAGGACAGGCAGCUGCAGCUGCUGCAGCAACGGGUCGACAAGCUGGCCUCAGAACAGCACACACUGACCCACAGCAAACAGCUGAGCCGUAAAGAGAACUCCCUGAGAAUUCUGGGUAAGCAGCUGGCGGGCGUUCAGAAGGAGAAGAAGCAGCUGGAGCAGCAACUGCAGAGAGCCGAGGAGCAGCUGAGGGAGGCGGUCAGGCGGCAGCAGUUUGUGGUUCGCUGCCUGAAGGCUGCAGAGUCGAGCUGCAAGCAGGUCAGAGAGAGUCUGGCCCAGUCGCUGCACUCUGCCGCCACUCAGCGGCGCCCCCUGCUGUUCGCCCUGGAGUACCUGAAUAUGAGCGAGGAGAAACACCUGAUGGGAGCUCCGGAGGUGGCAGCGUGUCAGAGCUUCCUGUCCGUCGUGUCGCAGCUGCAUCAGGCCUGCUGCUCCCGGAUGGACUGGCUGGAGCAGGAAGUCUCCGCCCACCACAGUCAUGUGACCGCUCUGCGCGGCGAGCUGCAGGACGCCUGCCUCCGGGAAAACCUGGCCUUCAUUCCCGUGGACGCUCUUCCUGGUCCGGAGGUCGAUGAGGAGAAGCCAGACUUUCUUCCUCUUUCUGGUUUCUCUGAGAAGCCAAAUAAAGACAAUGUGACCCGUCAGUUCUGAUCCGAAGCGCGGUGAAACAAAAACUCGCUCCUGGUUUCAGUCCUGGGAUGUUUAACGAUGUGAAGUCGGAUCAAACUGGAAGUUUCACCUUCAGGAAACAUUAAUCAGCUGAUCUGCUGCCGGCGAUGACGGACCUGUGGAGGUUUCUGCUUCUGAUACCUCAACAUGUUACAGAAAAAACCAAACGGGACAUUUCACACUCAUCUCUUUCUGUUACUUAAAUGUCAGUCUAACUUCAUGAAUUUUUUGCAAAUCCUUGGAGAGAAAGAAAACUGAUGUACUAAAAACCAGACGAAUAAAACAUAGGAAACAGUCAAAAUGUCCCCACAAAGUCAGAAAUACACAAAACAUUAAGAAAAAAACAGAAGAAAGAAAAAAUAUUGGAGAAGGAAGCAGUUGUUGGGUUUUUAAACCUGCUAAGGAGAAAAGACAUGAAAGAAAUAAAGUCCAGAAAGAUUAAAUUCUCCUAAAAAAAAAAAUAAAAAUUACCAGAAAAGAAGCUGCAAGCUGUUAUAAAAGGGAUCCAAACUGGGCUGCGUCUGUGGAAAUCAGCUUCAUUAGUCAUGAUUUAGAUAUUUUAGGAAGUUGUUUCUGAGCUCAACACACAGCUUUGUGUUUUUGGGACAUUUAGUCUGUUGUUAGCGCCCCCUACAGCCCAAACUUUAUUCAGCUUGACCAAUUCUCUAACUUCAUAUGAUAAAGGAAUAGAAAGCAGGUUUUCAUCCAGAAGUCAUGUCAGGCCGUUUCAGAGGUUGAAUCGGCCAUUUUUAUGAAAUAAAUGGUUUAAAAUCAG